AUGAAUCAGGGUGGUUGGAGAAUGGAAGAAGGAUCAUCGGAGGAAUGCGGCUGGAAGGUGAAAGGGCGCCGGAAUGUGGCGGAAGAUGAUUCGCUGGAGAAAGAAGAAUUUUUGAGCUCGUGGAGAAGAAGCGGCGGCGGAUAUGAACUACGUAUUAGAGACCAUUACAGAGAGCUCACUAAGGAGCAGAAUCUUGGUUAUGAAGAGGAACAACUGGCGAUCAUAGAUACACUAAAUGCAGAGCAGAUGGCAGAUUUCGAGGAGAUAUUUGACCAUGUUAUGAAUGGCAAGGGUCAGGUUGCAAUGACCAAGAGACAGUGCGUUGAGGCACUAGAUAGGUCAUUGCGAGAUAUAAAGGAUUGCAUGCAACCAUUUGGCAGUAAGGUCAUGUUGUUUGGAGGCGAUUUCAGACAGGUUCUUCCUGUCGUGGCUCGUGGUAUAAGAGCACAGAUAACUGAUGCUACUUUUCUCAAGUCAUACAUAUGGGAAAGUGUUCGGUGCAUCCAGUUGACCCAAAACAUGAGAGCACAGUCCGACAUGUGGUUUGCAGAUUAUCUGUUGAGGAUCAGUAAUAGCACUGAGGAAACAUUUGGCAGUAAGUAUGUGUUGUUGCCUGAUUACAUUUAUAUUGAUAGCCCUUCAGAAGAUAUUUGUAUAGAUACGGUCAGUGAUCGUGUAUUCCUGGACCUGCCCGAUAAUCGUAGAUCAGCAUCCUACAUGUGCAAGGGUGCUAUCCUUUCAACAUGA
Molecule: messenger RNA, 747 nt
Organism: Setaria italica (foxtail millet)
Lineage: Eukaryota; Viridiplantae; Streptophyta; Magnoliopsida; Poales; Poaceae
Exons: 3
Coding region: 1-747 (248 amino acids)
Biological process (GO): telomere maintenance; DNA repair
Molecular function (GO): DNA helicase activity
Source: RefSeq, a predicted model, not a curated record